This is a messenger RNA of Tricharina praecox, 1602 nucleotides long. RefSeq lists its product as uncharacterized. Gene Ontology annotation, molecular function: RNA uridylyltransferase activity. The transcript is spliced from 5 exons. Gene Ontology annotation, biological process: RNA 3'-end processing. NCBI's taxonomy places the organism in Eukaryota, Fungi, Ascomycota, Pezizomycetes, Pezizales, Pyronemataceae. The record is from RefSeq and is a predicted model, not a curated record. The coding region runs from base 1 to 1602 and encodes 533 amino acids.
AUGCAGCAGCCUACUCAGGGUCCAGAUGCGCCGUCGUCAUCGCCACGAUACCAACAGCCUCGCCGUGGCUGGGGCAAUCCCGCUCCGCUCGCACCACCGCCACCCAGCCUUGAUCAUUUCCCACCUCUAGGUAAAGAGAAUCCAGAGGGGAAACAGCGAUCCCCACACAGCGUUCCAUCGUAUCAGCGCGCUGAUCAACCCCAUGGCCAGCAGCCCCACAGACCUAAAGCGGGUCCUCUCGCAAGCAAUAAUAAUCCUAUCGCUCCUCGCAGGUUUGAUCGGCGGCCUCCGAGGCUUCCCGUUGCGCAUUACGAGCAGUUCUUUGUGGAGCAGGCGGCCAAUCUCGAGAAGGUUGCCAAAUCACUGUUGGAGGAGAUCUCGCCGCCGGAUGAGGAGACGGUCGCGAAGAAUGAGCUCCUGCAUCUCUUGCAGGGCAUCUGCAGGAAGCUAGUGCCAACUGCUGUGCUGAUACCAUUCGGCAGCCUUGUCACGGGUUUCUCGACCGCAUCUUCGGACAUCGACUGCGUGUUCGUCGCUGGACCUCUCAACGACCCCGCCACGCCAGAGGUAUCCGACGAUCUCCCUGCCCUGCUGGAACGGAGCCUGCAAGAAGAGGACUUCGAUGCACAGCUACUGACUCGCACUCGAGUCCCCAUCAUCAAGAUGAAGCAAAGGGCUGCUCCUGGCAUCGGAGAGAUACAGUGUGACAUUGGAUUCAAAAACUUUCUGGCGAUCCACAACACGCAACUGCUUCUGUGCUACUCCAAGUGCGACGUGAGAGUAAAACAGAUCGUGUUAUUCGUCAAGUGGUGGGCCAAAAAUCGACACAUCAACUCUCCAUACCGUGGCACGCUGUCUUCGUAUGGAUAUGUCUUGAUGAUACUCCAUUAUCUCAUCAACAUCGUCCAACCACCGGUUCUGCCAAACUUGCAGCUGCAACCCAUUCCCCAGGGUACGGCCGAUAGCGAGAUCCACUACAAGGAAGGCGGGAGUGAGUACAACAUCUGGUUCGCCAAGGAUAUCACGAACAUCGGACCGAGCCCGAAUACCAGUUCUGCCGGAGAAUUGCUUAGAGGUUUUUUUGACUACUAUUCCUACAAAUUUGCCUGGGGUCAAAGUGUGAUCUCCAUUCGUACUCAGGGAGGCCUCCUCACGAAGCAGGAUAAAGAUUGGUGUAUGGCAAAGAGCAGGCCAGCGAAUACGUCUGACGGCGCGGAAACCUGGGAAGUUAAAGACAGGUACCUCUUCGCCCUCGAGGAUCCGUUUGAGACCGUUCACAACGUUGGAAGGACAUGCAAUGGCCCAGGGGUUAGAAGGAUCCGAGAUGAGUUGCGACGUGCAAUGGACCUUAUCAAAUUCCGCGGCGACGGAGGCCAGAGGCUCGAACGGUUUCUCUGCGAGGAAGCUCCACCGGAGAGGCCAUUCGUCAAGAAAGAAGACCGUGAGCCGAAGGACCCGAAUGCUUCCAUGAGUCCCGGUGCAGAGAACGAGAACGCAGCCGAAGAGGCGGCUAACUCGGGGGCGGCUGCUGGGGGUAAGGCAGCUGAGGAUUUGGUGCUCGAUACUCUGGAUGCUGUUAAGGAACUUUCGCUCAAUAGCUAA